This is a messenger RNA of Didymella exigua CBS 183.55, 492 nucleotides long. RefSeq lists its product as uncharacterized. The record is from RefSeq and is a predicted model, not a curated record. Lineage: Eukaryota; Fungi; Ascomycota; Dothideomycetes; Pleosporales; Didymellaceae. The transcript has a single exon. The annotation marks the transcript as partial.
CAGUCGCAGCAGUCAAAAGAGCAGUCGCAGCAGUCAAAAGAGCAGUCGCAGCAGUCAAAAGAGCAGUCGCAGCAGUCAAAAGAGCAGUCAAAAGAGCAGCAGUCACAGCAGUCCCACGCUCUCAACUCGCGGUCCGCGCUCUUCAUCCCCGGACGCCUUGGGACGCAGCCAAGCUCCCACGACAGCGCACGACCCGCACCGCAGAUAACUUCGAAGAUCUCUGGCGCUCUGAAUUUGGCGCCGCGGAUGCAGCAGCGCGCGCAAGACCCUGGUGUGCCGGGCGCGGGAUGGGCUGACUUCGCGGCGCAUAUCGAGGGGGACAAUCGGAGGAUGCUGGAGGAUGUGCGGCAGGGUCGGGAGAGCCUCGGAGGUGAGACGAUUCAGCCUGAGUUCAGGGAGACGUUUAAGAGGAGGGGGAGGGAAGAGGAUGAGGAGAGAGGGAAGGAGGAUAGUGAUAGUGAUAGUGAUGAGGAGGGCGGGGUGAGACUGUAG